AUGAUUCAGAAGCGUGUUGCGUAUAUUGCGAAAAUAAAAGGUUUCAGUCGUGAAGUGAAAAUUAAAGAUGUCAAACGGUUCUUCAAACCGAUUAGGAUAAAAGACUUCAGGGUUCUGAAAAAUGGUAUCGGUUUGGUGUUUUUUAAGAAUCACCAGGACCUGAAUGAAGCACUCAAAAAGAAGGGCGAAAUAGGUGGAAGGGCAGUCAAGAUUGAAGAACAUAUUCAGGAAGAGAAUGAAACGUCUUAUGUACAAGAACCUGAUCUACCUAAGUGGUUAGUUAAGACAGAUGACGAAAUAGUAUCUGCAAUAUUAGAGACCGGCCGGUUAUUUGUCCGUAAUCUGUCUUAUGCCUGCACUGAACAAGACCUUGAAAAGUUAUUUUCUGUUCAUGGAUCCCUAUCAGACAUUCACUUAGCUUUCGACCAUUGGUCUCAAGUGUCCAAGGGGUUUGCGUUCAUCACUUUCCUGUUCCCAUCUGACGCUGUGAAAGCCUACAAAUCACUAGAUAAAACAAAGUUUAUGGACAGGCUAAUUCACAUCCUCCCUGGUCAAGAAAACACAGAACCUAAGGACUCAUUUAGAAAGCCUCUAAACAAUUUUUAUAGAAAUGAGAAUUUCGCUGAUCCACCAAAGAUGCUUCUAUCAAGCUUUCAAAACGAUCGAUUUCAAGAAUUGAAAAAGGAUUCAAGCGUUGGACAUAAUUGGAAUGCUUUAUUUAUUCGUCCAGAUGCUGUUGCUACAUAUUUAGCUGCGAAAUUCGGUUUGACUAUGGAACAAGUUUUAGAUCCAUCAGGAAAUAAGUCAGUUGCUGUACGAUUGGCACAUGGUGAGACACAGUUAGUUGCUGAAAUGAAAGAAUUUUUAAAAACUCAUGGUGUACGAUUGGAAGCUUUCGAAAAGCACAAUGAUGAGACUGAGGUGAAAGAAACAGAAGAUAAUUCCGUUGUUGUUCACGAAACAUCAGGUCAACGUAGUCGUUUAGAAUCAAAGUCAAGAUCAACUAUUCGUCAAUUAUCAGGAACUGCAUUUUUAAUAAAAAAUCUACCAGCUGGAACAACUGAGUUUGAAGUUCGAGAUUUGCUUAAACGGUAUACAAAAAGCUCUGUAACUGUUGAUGCUAACACUCCUUCAAUUCGUUCCGGAUUAAAACGUGUUCUAGUACCCCCUUUAGGCAUUACUGCUAUUGUAGAAUAUGCCCAUUCUCAACAAGCUCGGUUGAUGUACAAAGCACUUGCAUAUGAACCGUUUAGAGAUAGUGUUCUGUUUCUACAGUGGUUACCAGAUGGGGCUCUGAAAUCAUCCACUCCUGAUGAUAAUGAAUAUGAGGAAAUAAAAUCCGAAGAAGCUUCCACACAUAAGCUGAAAAGGACGAAACACGAGAAAUCAUCUGUUGAUAAGGUUAAAAAAAUUGAGCAAUCUGACGAUGAAUUUGAACUGAUCACAUCCAUUCCAACUGGUAAACGCAAGUUCAGAGAUGAUCAUGAUGAUGAAGAUACAGUAGCAGUUAUGGAUCACUCAUCUCAUCAUGACAAUGAAAACAUUUCAUAUCAAAUAUCAAAAUCUCAACGAGUUAAAAAAUAUUUAAAUAAAAAACAAAAGAUUGAACAAAUAGCUAACAAUAAAUCAAGUGAAUUGGAACUAAUCGACAAAUUUAUGAGACAUAAAAGUAAAAAAGUUAAAUUCACUAACGAUGUUAACGUUGAAUGUGUCAAUCAACUACACUCAAAUAAUGAAAAUAGGAUAAAUAAAUGUGAUACUACUACUAAUAUUAACGAACAACACAAAGAGGAAAUUAAUAUUAAAAAAUCAAUACCAUCAAAACAGUUGAAAAAGAACAAAAUUUUAAUUGUGCGUAAUAUUCCAUUUCAAGCUACACAAAAAGAAUUGAUUGAGUUAUUUCAACCUAUUGGUGGUCUUGUCAAUGUUCGAUUACCAAAAAAACCAACUAGCGGACAUCGUGGAUUUGCAUUCGUUGAAUUCGACACAAUGGACAAAGCAAAAAUUGCAUUGGAGACAUUGGGCGUAGCUACACAUUUAUUAGGUCGUCGUUUACUCAUGGAAUAUGCACAAAUGUAA
Schistosoma intercalatum is the source of this 2079-nucleotide messenger RNA. The record is from the annotation of a GenBank genome assembly. Lineage: Eukaryota; Metazoa; Platyhelminthes; Trematoda; Strigeidida; Schistosomatidae.